AUGCUUAAUUUCGAGGAUGUAGAGGAUCGCGACGGCGUCCGUCUGUCAUGGAACGUCUGGCCGUCGUCGAGGAUCGAGGCGACGCGUACAGUCGUGCCCAUUUCGGCCCUCUACACGCCUCUCAAAGUGCGCGAGGAUCUGCCUCCGGUCUUGUACGAACCCGUCACCUGCAAACCACCAUGUCGCGCCGUGCUCAACCCCUACUGCCAGAUUGAUAUUCGCGGAAAGCUUUGGAUCUGCCCUUUCUGUUUGCAGCGGAAUGCCUUCCCGCCUCACUACAAGGACAUCUCGAACACCAAUCUUCCCGCCGAGCUGCUGCCAAAAUACACGACGAUCGAGUACACGCUCUCCCGGCCAGCUCAAGUCCCGCCCAUAUUCCUCUUCGUCGUCGAUACAUGCUUCGAGGAACCGGAAGAGCUCAAGGCACUUCGCGAUGCGAUCAUCGUCAGCUUGAGCUUGCUCCCGCCAUACGCGCUCGUGGGUCUCAUUACGUAUGGCACUAUGGCGCAAGUGCACGAACUUGGCUAUGCAGAGUGCAACAAGUCAUACGUGUUCCGCGGGGGCAAGGAGUACAGCCCGAAGCAGAUUCAGGACAUGCUCGGCCUGAGCUCGCAGAAUAGGGCAGCUCCUCGCCCCGGACAGCCAAUGCAGACGUUCGGCGCGGCGCGGUUCCUCCUCCCCGUCUCGCAGUGCGAGUUCCAGCUCACUGGUAUCCUGGAGUCCUUGAACCAGGACCCAUGGCCGGUGGCGGCGGGCAAGAGACCGCUGCGCUGCACUGGUGUUGCUGUUUCGGUCGCGGUCGGCCUCUUGGAGACAACCUUCCCUAACACCGGCGCACGCAUGAUGGUGUUCUCGGGUGGAUCUGCGACGGAAGGCCCAGGUAUGGUCGUGAGCAACGAGCUGAAGGAGCCAAUUCGGUCGCACCACGACAUCGACCGAGACAGCGCCAAGCACUACAAGCGCGCCGUCAAGUUCUACGACGGUCUCGCCAAGCGCGCAUCAAACAACGGGCAUAUCAUCGACCUGUUUGCGGGCUGCCUUGACCAAGUCGGUCUCCUCGAGAUGAAGUCCCUACCAAACUCUACCAACGGUGUGAUCGUACUGUCCGAUUCGUUCGCCACCUCGAUCUUCAAGCAGAGUUUCCUGCGUAUUUUCAACAAGGAUGACCAAGGCCACCUCGAGAUGGGCUUUAAUGCUACAUUUGAUGUGCAAACGACGAAAGAGCUGAAGGUAUCCGGACUGAUCGGGCACGCGAUCUCAGCCGGGAAGAAGUCUGCGUGCGUCGGCGAGACGGAGAUCGGUAUUGGCCAGACCUCAGCAUGGAAAAUCAACUCCAUCACACCGCGCACGGCAACAGGAGUCUACUUCGAGGUUGUGACACCAGCCGGGCAGCCACUGCAGCCAGGCUCGCGUGGCCUCAUCCAGUUCGUAACGCACUACCAGCACUCGUCUGGCCAGCUGCGCCUCCGUGUGACGACGAUCGCGCGGAACUUCGCGGAGGCGGGCUCGCCAAGCAUCGCGGCGUCGUUCGACCAGGAGGCGGCCGCAGUGCUCAUGGCAAGGAUCGCCGUCUUCAAGGCGGAGAUCGACGACUCGCCCGACGUGCUGAGGUGGCUGGACCGCAUGCUCAUCCGGCUGUGCCAGAAGUUCGCGGACUACAGAAAGGAGGACCCGUCGACGUUCCGCUUGUCGGACAACUUCAGCAUCUAUCCGCAGUUCAUGUUCCACCUCCGGAGAAGCCAGUUCUUGCAGGUGUUCAACAACAGUCCGGACGAGACUGCCUUCUACAGGCACAUUCUCAACGAGGAGGAUGUCAACAGUUCUCUCAUCAUGAUCCAACCCACGCUCAUGUCAUACACAUUCGACACGCCUCCGCAGCCCGUGUUGCUCGACAGCGUGUCCAUCAAGCCCGACGUCAUCCUCCUCCUCGACACGUUCUUCCACAUCCUCAUCUUCCACGGAGAGACGAUCGCACAGUGGCGUAAGGCCGGCUACCAGGAACAAGAAGGCUACGAAAACUUCAAGGAUCUCCUCGCGGCUCCUGUCGUCGAUGCCCAGGAACUUCUCGCGGACCGGUUCCCCAUCCCACGCUACAUCGUUUGUGAUCAGGGUGGCAGUCAGGCGCGAUUCCUGCUUUCGAAGCUCAACCCGUCGACGACACACAUGUCGACGAGCAUGUACGGCACGGCUACGGGUGCGAGCGCUGGGCAGGCAAUCUUCACGGACGACGUCAGCUUGCAGGUUUUCAUGGAACAUCUCAAGCGUCUGGCUGUCGGAGCACAAACAAACUGA
Messenger RNA from Rhodofomes roseus, 2292 nucleotides. RefSeq lists its product as uncharacterized. Gene Ontology annotation, cellular component: COPII vesicle coat; endoplasmic reticulum exit site. The record is from RefSeq and is a predicted model, not a curated record. The transcript has 9 exons. Gene Ontology annotation, biological process: COPII-coated vesicle cargo loading; intracellular protein transport; endoplasmic reticulum to Golgi vesicle-mediated transport. Lineage: Eukaryota; Fungi; Basidiomycota; Agaricomycetes; Polyporales; Fomitopsidaceae. Gene Ontology annotation, molecular function: zinc ion binding; GTPase activator activity. The coding region runs from base 1 to 2292 and encodes 763 amino acids.